AGAGCAUUAUCUUGAUUCCACAAACUGACGGACCGCCUUGAUGCAGCCAGCGAGUGCAUUUGCCUAUGUUCCCCUCGUUCUCCUCCCUGCAAUAAACAAACGGACCCCCCUUGCGUCGAACAAGUUCGAGGGUCAAACCUGUCCGCGCCUCUGCGCCCUCACCGCAUUAUCUCUGUCCCAAAAGUCGAGCCAUAGAUAUAUCAUAUCAAAUCGUUCCUUUUUCCCUUAUUGACUUGUUGAUGAUUUUUCACCUUCUAAGCAAUGCCAUUGGCACAUCAUUUGUCAGAUCUCCCGGGCUGAGUCGUGCCUCUCGGCGAAGACUCAAAAAAAAGCAAAGGGAAGCCUCGUUUGCGAUCGUCGGAGGGCCCUUCUCUCCUCCCGAGUUGAUACAUCAC
Aspergillus welwitschiae is the source of this 395-nucleotide messenger RNA. RefSeq lists its product as uncharacterized. NCBI's taxonomy places the organism in Eukaryota, Fungi, Ascomycota, Eurotiomycetes, Eurotiales, Aspergillaceae. Bases 41 to 232 code for a protein of 63 amino acids. The transcript has a single exon. The record is from RefSeq and is a predicted model, not a curated record.